Ceratotherium simum simum (southern white rhinoceros) is the source of this 1519-nucleotide messenger RNA. The record is from RefSeq and is a predicted model, not a curated record. Lineage: Eukaryota; Metazoa; Chordata; Mammalia; Perissodactyla; Rhinocerotidae.
GUUCAGGCUCAUCAUGACGGAGAUGUGGGACUCAAACUCUUCAGAAAACUGGCAUCACAUUUGGAGUGUCAAUGACACAAAGCACCAUCUGAACUCAGAAAUUAAUAUUUUCUAUGUGAACUACUAUCUUUACGAGCCUCAAGUGGCAGCAAUCUUCAUUAUUUCCUACUCUCUGAUCUUCUUCCUGUGCAUGGUGGGAAAUACAGUGGUUUGCUUUAUUGUCAUGAGGAACAAACAUAUGCAUACAGUCACUAAUCUCUUCAUCUUGAACCUGGCAAUAAGUGAUUUACUAGUUGGCAUAUUCUGUAUGCCUGUCACACUGCUGGACAAUAUUAUUGCAGGAUGGCCAUUUGGAAGCACAAUGUGCAAGAUCAGUGGAUUCGUCCAGGGAGUAUCGGUUGCAACUUCCGUCUUUACUUUAGUUGCAAUCGCAGUGGACAGGUUCCGGUGUGUUGUUUACCCUUUUAAACCAAAGCUCACUAUCAAAACUGCAUUUGUCAUUAUUGUGAUCAUCUGGGUCCUGGCCAUCGCCAUUAUGUCUCCAUCUGCAAUAACGUUACAUAUUCAAGAAGAUAAAUAUUUCCGAGUGAGACUCGACUACCAGAAUAAAACCAGCCCAGUCUACUGGUGCCGAGAAGACUGGCCAAAACAAGAAAUGAGGAAGAUCUACACCACUGUGCUGUUUGCCAACAUCUACUUGGCUCCCCUGUCUCUCAUCGUCAUCAUGUAUGGAAGGAUUGGAAUUUCACUCUUCAAGGUGUCAGUGCCCCACACAGGGAAGGAAAACCAGGAACAGUGGCACCUGGUGUCCAAGAAGAAGCAGAAGGUCAUUAAGAUGCUCCUGAUCGUGGCCUUGCUUUUCAUUCUCUCCUGGCUGCCCCUGUGGACUCUGAUGAUGCUCUCAGACUAUGCUGACCUGUCUCCAAAUGAACUGCAGGUCAUCCAUGGCUAUGUCUACCCUUUUGCACACUGGCUGGCCUUUUGCAACAGCAGCAUCAACCCCAUCGUUUAUGGUUUUUUCAAUGAGAAUUUUCGCCGUGGUUUCCAAGAUGCUUUUCACCUCCAGCUCUGCCAAAAAAGAGCAACACCCAAGGAAGCCUACGCCCUAAGAGCUAAAAACAAUGUAGUCAUAAAUACGUCUUGUCAGUUAGCCCAGGAACCCACAAUUCAAAACCCACAUGAGAAAAAUUGGCUUUGCAGGAAAAGUGCUGAAAAACCCAAGCAGGAAUUAAUGAUGGAGGAAUUAGGAGAAGCUACCAAUAGCAAUGAGAUUUGACAAGAGCUAGUGUGAUGAUUUUCACUCUACUGUGUUGUAUAUUGAACUACUGUUGCUUUCUGUGGCUUUGCGCUUCAAUUCUUUCUAAGAAUAUUCUAAACAAAUAUGUACCGAAAGCUCUUUCUGGAAAAAAAAAAUAAACAAAAUGGUCUUAUGUUCAUAACCAAUCUUAUGGUAUAUAAAAAUAUGUACAGUAACUCAUAUACAAAUUUGCCUGAAUAAAUCCAUUUUCUAGGAACAGUU